Messenger RNA from Paecilomyces variotii, 534 nucleotides. RefSeq lists its product as hypothetical. Lineage: Eukaryota; Fungi; Ascomycota; Eurotiomycetes; Eurotiales; Thermoascaceae. The record is from RefSeq and is a predicted model, not a curated record. The coding region runs from base 1 to 534 and encodes 177 amino acids. The transcript has 2 exons.
AUGCAGUUGACCAAGAAUGGAGGUCUAAAUCAUCAUCCAACAUCAACAUCAAGACACAAUUCAUCCACUACUUCUGUUUUCCUGCUGCAAGAUCCAAAGACUAACUCAACUUCUCCCCGCUUUCGCAACCCACAGCUCUUCCUCACCGCUGCUGCCACGCUGGCCAUCGGCCCUGCCACAGUCUACGGCUACGCGCUUGCCGGCGCUUCCGUUCGUUACUACGACUACUGCAGACAAGACAACGCCCCUGCGGAUUCCCCCUACGACUCGGAUCCGAUCAUUCUCCACGAGAACAAGUGCGAGGAGGUGGAGAUGCUCCCGCCGCACUUUGGCUUCUACGCAGUGAACGGAAUCCCGCUCAACAAUGACGCUCGCUGGCACUGCGACGGUAUCCAGGUCUUCACGAACCGUCAUUGCGGUGGCGAGCCAGAUUUCGAGCUCCCUUUCAAUAACCCGCAUGAUGCGACUCUCGGAACUUGCCAUCCGAAGAUCUUUGGAUUCGUCUCGCUACGAUUGGACUGCAACCCUCACUAG